Molecule: messenger RNA, 1495 nt
Organism: Hippocampus comes (tiger tail seahorse)
Lineage: Eukaryota; Metazoa; Chordata; Actinopteri; Syngnathiformes; Syngnathidae
Gene: tpm3
Product: tropomyosin 3
Exons: 10
Coding region: 466-1320 (284 amino acids)
Source: RefSeq, a predicted model, not a curated record
UUUGAAGUGAAACUUAAACGAAACCCUGAUCAGACAAAAAGACUGCUGGAAAAGUGCGGAAAUGUUGAAUUAAAAUGAACAGCAAAUUAAAUAAAGUUGAUAAACUCGGUCACCACCAAGGACGGCUAUGGAUGCCAAAUAUGCAUCGUAACCUCAUGCGUGCGACAACAUUUUUAAAUUACUACUUUAAUGAGAAGUGCAAACCGCUGGAAUCAUGUGCGCAAAUGAAAUAAAGUGAAAGGAGAAGUCCAAACGGAGGGUGCGUCUAUGGGGAUGAUCCCAGAGUGGGGGCGUCCCCCUUCUCUGCCCCCCGUAUAAAAGUCCACCCUCCAUCUUGGUCAGAGUUUGGUGUCUCAUCCCCGUCGCCAGGCUUGGGCAUCCGCCAUCCUGUCCUUCUGUCUGUCCUUCCUUUUCAUCUCGUUGUCCUUUCUGCUAAAGAAAAAAAAAUAACUUGAGUUAGCCAAAAUGGAGGCCAUCAAGAAGAAGAUGCUGAUGCUCAAGCUGGACAAGGAGAACGCUCUGGACCAGGCCGAGCAGGCGGAAGCCGACAAGAAAGCGGCGGAGGACAGAAGCAAACAGCACGAGGACGAGCUCCUGCAGAUGCAGAAGAAGCUGAAAGGGACGGAGGACGAGCUGGACAAAUACUCAGAGGCGCUCAAGGAUGCUCAGGAGAAGCUUGAGGUGGCCGACAAGAAGGCCGCUGACGCAGAGGCAGAGGUGGCCUCCCUGAACAGGCGCAUCCAGCUGGUGGAGGAAGAAUUGGACCGAGCCCAGGAGAGGCUGGCCACCGCUCUACAGAAGCUGGAGGAGGCCGAGAAGGCAGCCGACGAGAGCGAAAGGGGCAUGAAGGUGAUCGAGAACAGGGCCCUGAAGGACGAGGAGAAGAUGGAGCUCCAGGAGAUCCAGCUGAAGGAGGCCAAGCACAUCGCAGAGGACUCAGAUCGCAAGUACGAGGAGGUGGCUCGUAAGCUGGUGAUCGUGGAAGGUGAACUGGAGCGUACGGAGGAAAGAGCCGAGCUGGCUGAGGCGAAAUGUGCCGAGCUGGAGGAGGAACUGAAGAACGUCACCAACAACCUCAAAUCUCUGGAGGCGCAGGCGGAGAAGUAUUCACAGAAGGAGGACAAAUAUGAGGAGGAGAUCAAGAUCCUGACAGAUAAACUGAAAGAGGCCGAGACCAGAGCAGAGUUUGCUGAGAGGUCUGUGGCCAAGCUGGAGAAGACUAUCGAUGAUCUGGAAGAUGAGCUGUAUGCGCAGAAGCUCAAGUACAAAGCCAUCAGCGAGGAACUGGACCACGCGCUCAAUGACAUGACCUCCAUCUAAACACCCAGGAAGCCCUACUCUCCUCCUCAAACGUGCCCCUUCUCUUCCUCUUCCACGACAUGUUUUGAGCUCUUUCUCACCUUUUUGCAAAAUCCCACUAAACAGCGUUUUUCGGUCCCAGUCAAACCUUUUCUUUAUCAUUCUUUGUAACGAUAUUAAAAACAAGAGCAAGGUC